AUUGAUCAACGCUUGUUGAAAUUAUUGAAGAACUACUUGACGUCAACAAUGUCUCAACAGAGGUUAAAAGAAUCUCGAGUUGUUGGAGGAGGGCAGCGAGAAGCCGCAGUGAUUGUCGAUGACUUUGACCGUGCAGAUGGAGAAGAAGAAGAUGGAAGCACGCGGCGACUGGCGACAUGCCAGACACCAGGUAGGCGAUCAUGCCACCCAUCGUAUCGAUGAUGAAGCCCUCAAUGGGGUGGCCGUAUAGCGCCCUGAACACAUAGCACGACGAGGCGGUGGUGCCACGAGUGGAAGUUGCAGUAGAGGAACCGGUUGGCGUGGAGGAUCCGGUGCCAUGCGUACUGCCACCUGUCGUACCAGAUCAUUGCCACCGCCAUUUGGAGGGCCACUAUUAGGUGGGGAUGAUAGCAUGGUAAUCUUGUCUUUGAGAUGUAUCAUUGCUAAUUGUGUUUGUAAGAUAAACUUUGUUAAUCCUGGGCUGCUGCAUAUUUGUGUAAGCACAGCGCCGGGUGGACUUGGCCAUCCUCUGGCCUUGCUGCAUGUGUGAGCGGUGAGGAGGCCUGGGGAGGGAGUGACAAAAGUCAGCAAUGUGUAGCUGAUAGUUGUGAAAGGGACAAUGCACUGUGUAGCAUGUCCUACCCAUUUACUGCAUCGAUAGCUGUUUGUAAAAGGAGGGGAGUUGCCUUGUGAAGCAACCUAACUCCAGAAGAAAUUAAUUGGAAGGCACCCAAAGCAUAGGGUGCUGAAACAACCUCUGUCUCGUGUGUGCGUGUGUGUUCUUGUUCCCCUGCUUCUACUCCGGUGAGAUCCAGGUUGCUCCGGCGAGCUGUGUGUGUAUUCAGGUCCCGAGUGAGUCCACUGUGCAAAGAGAGCGUGUGUGAGACUCUGGGGCUAACAUUUGGCCUCAGAGCUUGGCUGGUGUAGGAGGGGGGAGAAGGUGUGAUGCCGCCGAAACCGGUAGAUCCAGAGGUGGCGAAGAAACUCGCAAAAGAAGAGGCAGAUGCGGCGGAGAAGGAGGAGCAGUUGGCCAAGGCGGCGGAGAAGCUGAAGCUGGAGGCGGGGAAAGCUGCAGAGGGGGGCGGAGUCCUGACUGAACUCCCCGUAGCGGCCGUCGCACAGGCGCAGCAAUGACCGCGGCCAAACGUUACCUGGCCACAGUUGACUCGGACGAACUACGCAAUCUGGGCGAUAAAGAUGCGUGUCACCCUGCAGGCCGCGCACGUCUGGGAGGCGAUUGAGCGCACCGAUGUCGACUAUGAGAUGGACCGUGAAGCCCAUCUCGGGAUCUACUCGGCGGUUCCGGACUGGGUCAUGGCGUCACUCGCUGGCCGGGACUCAGCGAAGGCGGCGUGGGAUGCCAUCAGGGUGGCAAACGUCGGCCAUGAGAGGGUGCGUGAUGCCAGCAUGCAGACAAUGCGGCGGGAAUUUGAAGAACUGGGGAUGGACGAUGAUGAAGCCGUCGACACGUUUGCUGUAAGGAUGAACACCCUGGUAAAUGGACUCCGAUCCCUCGGUGAGCAUGUUUCUGAACUUCGAGCUGUACAGAAGUUCUUAGCUGCAGCACCUGCACGAUUUAUGCAAAUUGUCACUUCGAUAGAACAAUGUGUGCCCCUCAAUACUUUGUCAGUUGAGGAUUUGGUAAGGCACACGAAGAUAGAGUUCGAUCUAGAUUUGGUGACCCAAAGGAAGGGGACCAUUUGAUGCUGUCAAGAGCAUAGUGAGAAACACUUGCAGGAAAGAAGAAAGCAGGGGACAGUGGCUCUAGCAGCAGCAGUGGUACUAAAUCUGGUAAGACGGGGUACAAACCUGGCAAUGAUAGUCAGAGGUAUGAACCGAAAGGUGAAUGGAAAUUUGACAUUCGAAAAGUCAAGUGCCACAAUUGUGGGAGAAAAGGCCAUUUCAAAAAGGACUGUAAAAAGCCAAAGAAAGAAAAAUCCUUUAUAGCAGAGAAGCAUGGUGAUGAUCAAGAACCAGCUUUGCUGAUGAUGCAGAUGUGUGAACUGACACAAGUUGCUGAAGAGACUGCAGGUGAGGUUUACCUAAAUGAAGAAAAGGUAAAACCUGUUAGCAUGAAAAAAUGUGGUGAUCAAGUGUGGUAUUUAGACACUGGUGCAAGUAACCACAUGACAGGGUGUAUAGAGAAAUUCACUGAAAUUGAUGAAAUAGUGAAGGGAAAGGUAAAGCUCGGUGAUGGAUCCACAGUUGUUAUUACUGGUAGGGGCACAAUAUUGUUUCAGUGUCUAAAUGGAGAACAUCGAGCACUUUCCAAUGUGUAUCUCAUACCAUUCUUGAAAAGCAAGAUAAUCAGUUUAGGCCAGUUGGCAGAAAAUGGCUGCAAGGUAGUCAUUGAAGAUUUUUACAUUUGGAUAUAUGACAAGAAGAGGGUUUUAUUGGCCAAGGUGCGUCAAGCAAAGAAUAGGCUGUACCUCAUUGAUUUGAGUUUGACAAGACCAAUAUGUUUGUUGGCAAAACAUGGGGAAGAUGCUUGGUUGUGGCAUGAGAGAUACGGUCAUCUAAACUUCAAGUCAUUAAAGAAAUUUGCAAAUGAAGAAAUGGUGAGAGGACUGCCUCAGAUAAAUCAUGUAGAACAAAUAUGUGAAGGAUGCCAGAUUGGUAAGCAACGGAGGGUUGCAUUUCCCUUGUCUGCUACUUUCAGGGCAGAGGGUCUACUUGACCUGGUGCAUAGUUAUCUAUGUGGACAAAUAUCACCUCCAACACCUGCAGGCAAGAGAUACUUUAUGCUUGUAGUGGAUGACCACAGUAGGUUCAUGUGGGUAGUCUUGCUGAAAAAAAAGAGGAAGCUUUUGAUGCAAUGAGAAAGGUGUUUAGGAGAGCUGAAGUAGAAGCACAAAGAAAAGUGCAAGCUCUUAGAACUGAUAGAGGAGAAUUCACCUCUAGGCAGUUUGCUGCAUACUGUGAAGGAAAUGGUAUAAAACAUUAUCUCACAGCCCCAUAUACACCACAGCAAAAUGGUGUUGUUGAGAGGAGAAACCAGACUGUUGUUGGUAUGGCAAGAAGCUUGUUGAAAAGCAAAAAUAUGCCAGGGACACUUUGGGGAGAGGUUGUGUCGACUGCAGUAUACAUCUUGAACAGAUCACCAACUAAAAGUGUUGAAAAUAAGACUCCCUAUGAAGCAUGGUUCAAGAGGAAACCCAACAUUGAACACUUGCGCAUUUUUGGUUGUGUGGCAUAUGCUAAAGUCACAAAACUAAACUUGUCCAAGCUAGCUGACAAGGCUACACGCACUGUAAUGCUAGGAUAUGAAACAAACACCAAGGCCUAUAGACUGUAUGACCCUGCAACAAAGAAUGCUAUAGUGUCAAGGGAUGUGGUGUUUGAUGAAGAGAAAGGGUGGGAUUGGAGCAAGGUGCUAGAGAAAGAAAAUGAGAGAGCAAAGGAUAUUUUCACGGUCACAUACCCUGCAGUUGUGUUCUCCAGAACUGAACAUGAUGAUACAAUUCAGUCAGAGCCAUCAACAUCGAAAAAGGCAACAACAAAUGAGAAUUCAGAAUUUGAGCCAACCAUCGAAGAACCUCCUGCUGCACCAUCAACUCCUGGUACACCCCAAAUGACAGUUGUUGAUGAUGAGAAACAUGAGGAUCAAGGUUCCGCUUCUGAAGUUGGGCCACAGGGGUAUAGAAAUAUCCAAGAGCUCAUGGACAUAGCGCCACCUUGUAAUCUAGAAGACGAAGAAUUAUACUUCAUUGGGACAGAUGAACCAAGUCCAGUUAGUGAAGCCAAGCAAAACUCAAGCUGGAAACAUGCAAUGGAAGAAGAGUUAAAGUCAAUACUUGAAAAUGACACAUGGAACAUGGUGGACUUGCCAGCUGGGCAGAAACCAAUUGGUUUGAAGUGGGUCUUUAAAUUGAAAAAAGAUCCAAGUGGUAAGAUUGUGAAGCACAAGGCUAGGCUGGUAGCAAAAGGCUAUGUGCAGCGUAAGGGGGUGGAUUAUGAUGAGGUAUUUGCCCCUGUGGCAAGGCUUGAGACUGUGAGAAUGCUAGCAGCUCGAGCAGCACAGGAAGGAUGGGAAAUGCAUCAUAUGGAUGUGAAAUCUGCUUUCCUAAAUGGUGAACUCCUGGAGGAUGUAUUUGUGCAGCAACCACCACGAUAUGAAACAAAAGGAGAAGAACAUAGAGUUCUGAAAUUGAACAAAGCUUUGUAUGGACUAAAACAGGCACCAAGGGCAUGGAAUGCAAAAUUGGAUGCUAGUCUGAUGAACUUGGGUUUUAUCAGGUGUCCGUUAGAGCAUGGAGUGUACUUGAGAAGUACUGAAACUGCUCGGCUCAUUGUGGGGGUGUAUGUUGAUGAUUUGGUAAUUAUUGGGUCUAGCAUACUUGAGAUCAACAAGUUCAAGAGCUAGAUGCAGGAAUUUUUUAAGAUGAGUGACUUGGAUUUACUCUCUUAUUACCUGGGCAUUGAGGUAGUCCGGAAUAGCGAAGGCAUUUCACUCUGUCAGAAAGGUUAUGCAUUGAAGAUUUUGCAAAAGACUGGGAUGGAGGAUUGCAAUGCUUGUCAGGUUCCAAUGGAGCCAAAACAAAAAUUGACAAAAUCUGGAGAUGAACCAAAGAUGGAUGUAACCCGUUACAAAAGCAUAGUUGGGAGCCUGAGAUAUCUUGUCAACACUCGUCCUGACCUCGCAUACUCAGUAGGCAUCAUGAGCAGGUUCAUGGAGAGUCCCACUGAAGCUCACAUGACAGCUGUACAAAUACUGAGAUAUGUGGAAGGGACAAUGAAUUUGGGCUGUUUCUAUGCAAGAAAUAAUGAUGAACAUUCAGGUUUGAUGGGCUACAGCGAUAGUGAUCUUGCAGGUGACAUUGAUGAUCGAAAGAGCACAACAGGUGUAGUGUUUUUCUUGGGAUCAAGCCCUGUAACCUGGUUAUCUUAGAAGCAAAAAGUCGUGGCUUUAUCCUCUUGUGAAGCUGAAUACAUUGCAACAACCAUGGCAGCUUGUCAGGGAAUUUGGUUGAGCAGACUGCUAGCUCAACUGAAUUUUCAUGAACCAAAGGAGGUAGUGAUCAAGGUGGACAACCAAUCUGCAAUAUCUUUUUGCAAGAACUCUGUCCACCAUGAUAGAAGCAAACACAUAGACACUCGAUACCACUUCAUCAGAGAUUGUGUGGAAGAUGGGAAGAUCAACGAAGAGCAUGUCAGGACUGAUGAGCAACUUGCAGACAUACUGACGAAGUCACUUGGGCGCAUCAAGUUCUUGGAGAUGAGGGAGAAGAUCGGCCUCAAGGCAAUCCAGAAGUGAGUACAAGAUUAAGGGGGUGAAUGAUAGCAUGGUAAUCUUGUCUUUGAGAUGUAUCAUUGCUAAUUGUGUUUGUAAGAUAAACUUUGUUAAUCCUGGG
This is a messenger RNA of Brachypodium distachyon (stiff brome), 5351 nucleotides long. RefSeq names its product retrovirus-related Pol polyprotein from transposon TNT 1-94. Lineage: Eukaryota; Viridiplantae; Streptophyta; Magnoliopsida; Poales; Poaceae. Gene Ontology annotation, biological process: DNA integration. The transcript is spliced from 2 exons. The coding region runs from base 2816 to 4363 and encodes 515 amino acids. The record is from RefSeq and is a predicted model, not a curated record. Gene Ontology annotation, molecular function: nucleic acid binding; protein binding.